Lachancea nothofagi CBS 11611 is the source of this 2571-nucleotide messenger RNA. The record is from the annotation of a GenBank genome assembly. Lineage: Eukaryota; Fungi; Ascomycota; Saccharomycetes; Saccharomycetales; Saccharomycetaceae.
AUGGGCGUUGGAAAGCCUUUAAAUCCAGGAGCGCGAGACAAGCUGAGGAGAAGACGAUCGUCGGCUCCAGGCCAGGAGACUGGCGAGGAGGGUGAAGAGAAGAGCAGUGUGGGUGGCAGCACGGGCGUGGCCAGCACCAGCAGUGGCAGCAGUGGGGCCGGCAGUGGGGCCAACACGGCUUUCAUUCACAAGCUGUGUAGCAUGCUGGAGGACACCGCAAUGCAGGACCUGAUCUGGUGGGCCCCAUCGCAAACAUCGUUCCUGAUGUGUCCUACAGAACGCUUCAGCAAGGCACUGUCGUCGUACUUCAAACAUGCAAACGUCGCCAGCUUUGUGCGGCAGCUCAACAUGUAUGGCUUCCACAAGGUCAACGAUCACAAGGGUCAGCAGCAAGCCAAAGCCAAGAUCGAGGCCUCGGCCAGCGGCUCAAAUGCUUCCAAGCGGAACAGUGUGAGUCCUGACUCGCACGCCGACUCUUCCACUCAUUCCGCGAACAACAUUUGGGAAUUCAAACAUAGCUCUUCUGCAUUUCGUCGAGGCGACGUAGAGGGUCUCAAACUCAUCAAACGCAGGUCAUCACGCUACCAGGCCUCUAUACGCAAAAACUCCAAUAGCACAGCCUCCACGCCGUUGAUUAACACGCCAUCGUCAUCCGAUCAAUGGCCAGAAUCCCAUUAUGGUCCACGCAGAUCAGGAUCUUUUGUCGAUACUACGCAUGCAUAUCCCUAUCCCCCAAUGCCCCAAGCUCCACUUCCAUCCUCUGCGCCGGGCACAACAAAUUUGAUAUAUCCUCCUGUCGAUUAUUUUGGGGCCGUACCGCCUCAUUAUCCGCAGCAGCAACAACAACAACCACCACCACCACCACCACCACCACAGCAGCAGCAGCAGCAGCAGCAGCAACAGGCCUAUAAACCAAUACAAUCCCAGUUUCACUUUCAGCAGCAGAUACCAUCACAACAACAACAACAACAACAACAAUCAAUUCAAAAUCCGCAGCAAUCGCACAUCCAGCAGUCGCAACAGCGACCGCCAAUAAAUAAUAAAAUGAGUGAAGUUUCGCAAGGUGCUGCUUCACAGGUGAUCAGGCCUGAGAAUUUCGCAGCUCAAAACUGCUACGAAUCAGCAGUUGACGAUCUUCGUAAUAAUAAUAUGGAUAUGAUUAAAAUAUUAGAUCUGAUUCACAACCUAGUUUCGUUGUCGCCCCACUUGUCUUAUAACAACCAGGGCAAAGCAGAAGAUAUCAAGAGAUCAACUACUCCAACGUCUAGUCAAGUUAGCACUAAUGAAGCUGGCUUUUCACCUCGGAACGCCUCUGCUCAGCAACAAAACCUUGAGCAUUUAGUGGGCGAAAUAACGAGAUUGAAAAAUUCUACGAUGUACAGACUACAACGAUCAGUGGCAAUGCAGCAAAAUCCAAGGUCUUUUCAGAAUGCUGCGGAUUAUUCAAGCAUUAAUCCCUACUCUGCUUACUAUCAAAGUCGUAGUAACCCUCUCCCAAAUCAAAACUCUGUUUCCUCGCCGGCUUUGUCUCAGUUGACCAACUCGCAGCAAGCUUCAAUGCCACAAGCUUCUCAACAUAUGUACUAUCCAACACCAUUUGCUCCCGCAGGUACAGCAGGGCUCCCUAACGAAUAUUUUGGAAUCACCAACACCAAAUCAGCGGGCGCUUCAGCACCAUACCUUAUGAUGAAUCCGUUUGAAAAGAAGGGCUCCACCUCCUCAAGCAAGAACAGGCAUAUGAGCGUCUUAAUGGAUCCGCUCGCUCCCGCCCCAAUGAGCCAUGGCGUGUCCGCGGUGUCGACAAGUGUCUCGCCAAAUCCUAUACAACAGCAACAACAUCUGCAACAACAACAUCUGCAACAUCUUCAACUACAACAACAACAACAACAACAACAACAGCCGCCUCAGCAGCAGCAGCAACAACAACAAUCACAAUCACAACAACAAUCACAACAACAAUCACAAUCACAGCAGCAGCAGCAUUUUUACAUGGGUCACCCAAUGGCUAGUCCACAGCCUAUCAGUUACGGGAGCAAUCCCAAAAAUCAUGUUAAAAUGUUACCAACAUCGAAUCCAGAUGCUAGUCAUGACGCUAGAGGAACUGAAAGAAGGCCUUUGUCACCUUCAAUCGCUGAGAUGCCAAAAAGCUAUCUUCCUGCCAAAGCAAGUGCCAAGACGCCAACCGGAACUCCGGUUAAUGCCAUGGCGUAUAAACCUUAUUUUCCUUAUGGGACUGUGCCGGGAGCAGGCCCAACUUCGCCAUCAGGUGGGCAGUCCUCACAGCAACAACAGAUGUCAAUUCAAAGUUGCAUGCCACACCACAACAAAGCUCCGCAGCAAAUUACACCGCGUCCUAACCCUACCCAAAGAGGUCCUUCGCCCUUAAACUCACAUGAAGGAGAUGCGUGUGAUCAGGAGAGACUUGAAAAGACUCGUCCCCCUAGUCCUUCGGCUGGGGACCAAGAUUUGAAUGCUGCCCGUCGCGAUGAGACUACAGGUAGUUCCUCGAGAUUGUUUUCACUGCUCAAUUAUGACCCGAAAGAGCAAUCUUCUAAAAAAACGAAGUUUUGA